GGACGGCUGCCCGGCUUCUCUGUUCGUCAUCGCGUUUUUUCCAGCGUCCUCCUGCGUAUGCAUGUAUGCGACCGACGGGCUGAUUUCAUAACGUGGGGAGGAAGAGAGGAAUGGGGCUUUGAGAACGAAUGAGCACCAGACCCGGUCGGCUUUAUGCACCAACUGCGUUAGGCGAUCUCUACUCCCGGGCCAUGCAGACGGUGCGCUAGAGGAGAUGCGGUAGUGGAGGCUGCUGAUGCUGCUGUCCGAUCAGCUGUUAUUUGUGUCUUGAGCAUCAUCGCCGUGACGGCUAGAGAGAUCGAGAUCAAGCUCCGGAGCCAGGCACACCGCAGACCGGAUAACGGAGGAUGGAGUUCAAGCAUCUGGUGGAGGCGGCGGAGAAGUGGUGCUCCGGGAACCCGUUCGACCUCAUCUUCGCCGAGGAGGACGACGAAAGGCGGCUGGACUUUUACGCAGAGCCCGGCGUCUCCUUCUACGUGCUGUGUCCCGGCGGCACCGAUAGUUUCCAUGUGUGGAGCGAGAGUGAGGACUGCCUUCCCUUUCUACAGCUGGCCCAGGACUACAUCUCCUCCUGCGGGAAGAAGACUCUUCUGGAGGUGCUGGAGAAGGUCUUCACGUCCUUCAGGCCUCUGUUGGGUCUUCCAGACAUAGAAGACGACAGUUUUGAGCAUUACCACACUGACAUGGAGGGGGAACCGGGGCCCGACCAACAGCAGAUGGGGGUCAGUCAGCAGUGAUGAGGCCCAAGAAGAGGUCUGCAGCUGGGGCAGAGCCCUGGGUUUCGACUCAUCAUCCCCCAAACACUUAAUUACACACUCUUAUCCAAAUACACACACACACACACGCACACACACAUGCAUAUUUACAGUCAACUUGCUAAAAAUGCACCACCAUGUUCUUGAAUGUCUCAGUGGCUUUGCUUCCCAAAGAGUGCACUCUGUUGCACUUUGUUGACCCCUACUAAAUACACACACACACACACACAGACAUUAGGGCUACGUGAGCUGUAGCCAUGUACAAUGCAAGAAUCAUAAUCAUUCACCAUUUUGUUAGUUAAAGUUCCACAGCACAGCAAUAUUACAUUGGCCUCAGCUGGCUUUGUUAUGCAGAAAAACAGUCAGAUGUUACCGCAAUACACACUUCCCCCGUGGCUUUUGGAGACGAAUGUGACAGAUAACCUACUUUCUCUGCCCGCCUGUUGACACAGAUACAUGAAAGCUAGAUGAAAAAUGAAUGGGUGAAAACUAACGGUUUGUGGCUACGUGAGGCAACCGGAGUGACGCAAGGAGGCAGGGAAGGAGGGAGUUAUAGCAACAAAGAGGGGUAAAAGUUUCCACUUCAUGGAGGGAAAGAAGGAGGGAACUGAGGAGUGAGGAUGUACAUUCGUGACGUAGAUUCAGGUGGGGCGGCUCUGAGAUUAUCCCGUUUUAGUUGCAUAGGUUUUACAGUCAAAAGCAUUUCACACAUUUGCUCCUCAUGUGGAAAUCAAAGUGUGCAGCUUUUACAGUAGCAUGGAUCAUAUUUUGGAGGUGUGUUUCUUAGUGUUUCUGAGAGUUAAAAGUCCCUUUAAAGAGGACGUUUUUAAUCAGUGUUACUAUCAUAUGACCAUCACAACAAAGGCUCACGCUGCAGCUUAAACCCUUCCUUGUUUGGGUGUCUCAUUGUCACAUGACACCCUUGGUUCUUCUGUCCCGUAGUCUUCCUGGUCGCUGGUGGUUCACAGUUUGCCCUUGUUUCUCAGCACAAUCCGAUGAGAUGCUCUUUUAAAUUUAGCCCCACAUCUCUUUUGCGUGUGUUGUUUUGAAUUUCUCUGCUUCUUCCAAGGUUUCCUCCUGACCAUACAUUUAAUAAGUGCACACCCAGACCCCUGAGUGUGAUAUCAGAGGGAAGGGAAAAUAUUUAUUGUCAGACACCCUCUGCCUGCCCUGUUAUUUCUAAUCUGACAGUGUGUUGUUGUACGUCACAUCCAGUGCACUGCAAUGCUUCAGGCCCCUUUCGCCUUCAACCACUCGAUCCACAUGCAAGACUGUAUCAGAUUUAUCUUUAUAUUUAGCCCGUUUACUUUGGCUUGUAAAUGUUUUGUCUUUUUAUUGCCUCUUUGAAUGUUUCUCAUGCAGUGUAUCUUCUGUUUGCCCUCAGAUGUGUGUGAAAUUGUUCAAUAAACCGUGUG
This is a messenger RNA of Toxotes jaculatrix (banded archerfish), 2170 nucleotides long. It is a transcript of the gene mturn, whose product is annotated as maturin, neural progenitor differentiation regulator homolog (Xenopus). Gene Ontology annotation, cellular component: cytoplasm. Bases 348 to 737 code for a protein of 129 amino acids. Lineage: Eukaryota; Metazoa; Chordata; Actinopteri; Toxotidae. The record is from RefSeq and is a predicted model, not a curated record. The transcript is spliced from 3 exons. Gene Ontology annotation, biological process: positive regulation of megakaryocyte differentiation; regulation of signaling.